AUGGCUUGCGAUCAUUUACUUGACUCCUUGCCGUCUCGCCUCGGUGUUGCGCGAUUCCUGGGCAAGGUGAGUCACUGGCACCAAGGGCCCCACCAUGGCCAGCGCUUGAAAGCCGCAGGCUUCCAGUUGGCGCGGGCACCCACGGUGAAAAGAAGCGCGUCUGAUGCCCAGGUAGUGGUGUUAAAGGCAUUUGUGGUGGUGCUCGCCGACGACUACGGCACAGACAACGAUGUUGAGGCUAUUGUGGUCAAGGCCUUUGAUGACGGCUCGAAGGCCCGUCCCUUUGGUCAUGCCCUCGUGGCCGGCAUCAACCGCGCACCGCUGAAGGUUACCAGGCGGAUGUCCAAGAAGAAGAUCACCAAGCGCACAAAGGUCAAGCCUUUCGUGAAAUAUGUGAACUACAACCACAUCAUGCCGACCCGCUACAAUGUGCCGGCCGAGUUGUCCCCAGGCACCAUCUGCACCGACCAGCAGAUGGACACGGCCGAUGGACGUGUCGAGGCCCGGAAGUUUGCGAAGAGCCUUUUCCAGGAGAAGUUCCAGGCCCCGCCUUUGGACAAGUCCGGCCGCCCUUCCAAGGACGUGCUCUACAUGCGCAAGAAGCUGCGCUUCUAA
Symbiodinium sp. CCMP2456 is the source of this 615-nucleotide messenger RNA. Lineage: Eukaryota; Dinophyceae; Suessiales; Symbiodiniaceae. The record is from the annotation of a GenBank genome assembly.